This is a messenger RNA of Dictyostelium discoideum AX4, 3138 nucleotides long. It is a transcript of the gene eIF5b, whose product is annotated as eukaryotic translation initiation factor 5B. The transcript has a single exon. The record is from RefSeq and is a predicted model, not a curated record. Bases 1 to 3138 code for a protein of 1045 amino acids. NCBI's taxonomy places the organism in Eukaryota, Evosea, Eumycetozoa, Dictyosteliales, Dictyosteliaceae.
AUGGGUCCAAAACAAAGAGUUAGAAAAGAUAAUUAUUGGGAUAGUGGUGAAGCUGAUAAAGAUCGUGAAGAAGCAGAAAAACUUCAUAAAAAAGGUCAACAACAAUCAGAUAGUGAUAGUGAUAGUGAUGAUAUUCCAAUUUCAAAAAAAAAACCAACUUCUAAAUUUGCACCAGUAGAUGAAUCAUCAUCAGAAUCUGAAGAAUCAUCAUCUGAAGAAGAAGUUCAAAAGAAACCAUCAAAACCAGCUGCUAAACAAUCAAAAAAGGUAGCACCAACCAAUAAUAAAAAGAAACCAGUUGUAGAAUCAUCAUCAUCAGAAGAAGAAGAGAGUGAAUCAGAAUCUGAAGAAUCAUCUGAAGAAGAUACUAAAAAGAAACCAUCAAAACCAGCUGCAAAACAAUCAAAGAAAGUAGCACCAACCAAUAAUAAUAAUAAUAAAAAGAAACCAGUUGUAGAAUCAUCAUCAGAAGAGAGUGAAUCAGAAUCUGAAGAAUCAUCAUCUGAAGAGGACACAAAAAAGAAACCAUCAAAACCAGCUGCAAAACAAAAUAAAAAAGCACCAGCUAAAAAAGCAGCAGCUGUUGAAUCAUCUUCUGAAAGUGAAGAAGAAUCAUCAUCAUCAGAGGAAGAAGAGAAACCAACCAAACCAACACAAAAUAAUAAUAAUAAAAAAAAUAAUGCCAAAAAACCACCAGCAGCAAAACCAUCAGCAGCAAAACAACAAGCUAAAAAACCAGCACCAAAGAAACCAGAGGAACCAGAGGUAUUGAGUGGAUUUUUAUUAAAACAAAGACAAGAAGAAGAAAGAAUUGCACGUGAAAAGGAGGAAAAACGUAUAAGAGAAGAGGAAGAGAAGAAACGUGCUGCUGAACAAAAGAUUAUUGAUGAUGAAAAAGCAAGAUUAAAGUCAAUUGAAAACUCUAAAAAGAGAGCAGAAAAGAAAGAGAAACAAGCUGGCGCAGCCGCCGAAGCUGAUAGAAUGGCAAAAUUAGCAAAAUUGGGUGUAAACAUUUCAGCAGUCGGUGAAAAGAAAGAAAAAUCAACAAAUAAAACAAAGAGUGGAGGUAAAAAACAAAAUCAAGUCUCAAGUAUUACAGAAUCAGUCGAAAAAUUAAAGAUUGAAGAACCAACAUCAGCACCAAAGGACGACGUAGUUGAGGUUAUGGAUAGUUGGGAUAAUGAUGAUUAUGAAACCGUUGAAGAGAUUCAAAAGAAGAAGGAAGAGGAGGCCAAGAGAAAAGAGGAGGAAGAGGAAGCACAGAGAUUAGCAGCAAAAGAGGAAAAGAAGAAAGCAAAAGCAGCCGCAGCAGCAGCCGCAGCAGCACUCAUUCCAACUACAGAUCCAACUACAACCUUUGCAGAUAAAUCAUAUCGUUCACCAAUCAUUUGUAUUUUAGGUCAUGUCGAUACAGGUAAGACAAGUCUUUUGGAUAAAAUUCGUAAUACCAACGUUCAAGGUGGUGAAGCACGUGGUAUCACCCAACAAAUUGGUGCCUCUUUUAUUCCAGUCGAUGCAAUUAAAGAACAAACCAAAUCAUUUGCUGAAAAGAUUAAAAUGGACUUUAAAUUACCAGGUCUCUUACUCAUUGAUACACCAGGUCAUGAAUCUUUCAACAAUUUACGUUCAAGAGGUUCAGGUCUUUGUGAUUUGGCAAUUUUAGUCAUUGAUAUUAUGCAUGGUUUACAAGCUCAAACCUUAGAGUCCAUCAAUCUCUUACGUAUGAGAAAAACACCAUUCAUUGUUGCCUUAAAUAAAGUCGAUAGAAUUUACGAUUGGAAGCCAUGUGUAAAUACAGACUUUAAAGAAGCCUACAAGAUUCAAUCAAAAUCUGCUGCUCAAGAAUUUGAUUACAAAGUUAAGGAUAUCAUUGCAGCUUUGGCCGGUCAAGAAUUGAAUGCUGAACUCUACUGGCGUAAUAAAGAUCAUAGAAAAUACGUUUCUCUCGUACCAACCUCUGCCAACACUGGUGAAGGUAUUUCAGAUUUAAUGUUGGUAGUCAUUCAAUUGAUGCAAAAGUUAAUGCUUGAUAAAGUAGAAUUCACAAAUCAACUCCAAUGUACACUCUUGGAAGUUAAAGUCAUCGAAGGUUUUGGUACAACCAUUGAUGUUGUCUUGGUAAAUGGUACUUUGAAUGAAGGUGAUAAGAUUGUAGUAUCCGGUUUCAAUGGUCCAAUUGAAACUUCUAUUCGUUCUUUACUCACUCCACCACCACUUCGUGAAUCUCGUGUUAAAUCACAAUUCAUCAAUCAUAAGAGUAUUCGUGCUGCCAUGGGUAUUAAAAUCGUUGCACCAGGCCUUGAAAAAGCUGUUCCAGGUACUUCACUUCAUGUCGUUGGUCCAAAUGACGAUAUCGAAAAGAUUAGAGCCGAAGCUAAACGUGAAGUCGAUUCUGUACUCAAUGAUGUCGAAACCUCUGGUAUUGGUGUGUCUGUUCAAGCCUCUACUCUUGGUUCUUUGGAAGCCUUUUUAAAUUUCCUCAAAAAGAUCAAGAUUCCAGUCGCCAAUGUCGCCAUUGGUCCAGUUCACAAGAAACACAUUAUGAACGCAAGUAUCAUGUUAGAUAAGGAUCCAAAAUACGCAAUUCUCUUGGCUUUCGAUGUAAAGAUUGAAGAAUCUGCCAUUCAAGCCGCCAAUGAAAUGAAAGUUCAAGUUCUCUCUGAUGAGACAAUCUAUUUAUUCGAGGAGAAAUUAAAGAAACAUUUCGGUGCUAUCAAAGAGAAACUUCGUGCUGAAACCGCUAGUAUCUGUGUUUGGCCAUGUAUUUUGGAGGUUACUAACGUUUUCAGAAAUUCAAAUCCAAUUCUUGUUGGUGUUCGUGUUAAAGAAGGUACUCUUCGUAUUGGUACUCCAAUUUGUGUACCAGAAUCAAAUUGCGCUGAUGUUGGUAAAGUCAUUGGUAUUAAACUCAACGAAAAAGAUGUUACCCUCGCCAAAAAAGAUGAUGUCGUCUCUGUUGCCAUCGAUGAUAACAACACUAAAACUACAAUUUACAGACACUUUGAUGAUAAAAAACAAUGGAUGUCUAAAAUCACUCGUGAAUCUUUGGAUGCUCUUAAAGAAGGUUGGUCUGAAGAUUUAACAAAACAAGAUAUUCAAUUAUUAAAAUUCAUGAAAACAGUUUAUAAAAUUCAAUAA